AUGUCAUUUAUCACAGAGAGAUGGGGAUCGCAACCAAUUGUAGAUGAUGUCAAUGCAUUGUAUAGGUUGUAUAGGGAUGACAAGAGCAGUGGUGUCGACCAUAUAGUUGGUCAAAAAGGUGUGCUUACACUCGACCGUUUACCGGCCAUCCUCGACCCAUCCGACCCAACCUCAUCACAACAAGACAAGAUUCAAUCCGUCUACGACAACUGUAUAGCGUUACUUGACAUUGAUCGCAAAGCAACACCAUUCAAACAACUCCAGGGGACAUUAUUCAAAGAGGCAUUUGAAAGUGACGUACUUCGUGGUCAAGUGUAUCCAGAUGUAUUUGAAUCGGUCGAUCUCUGGACCCAAUCAAAUGCAUCGGUCUAUAUCUACAGUAGUGGUUCUAUCGCUGCUCAAAAACUACUCUUUGGUAAUUGUGGACCUACAACUCAAGCAGACCAAAAACAACAAGCCGCCAUCAAUCUAUUACCAAAGUUUAAGGGUCACUUUGACACUACUAUUGGCAGCAAGAUUGAAUCGACUAGUUACACCAACAUCAUCAAUCAAAUAGACAGUGCUACCGCCGACACAACCCUGUUUGUGACAGACUCGCAAAAGGAAGCUUUGGCAGCCUCACAAUCCAACCUCAACGUUGCCAUCAGUAUCAGACCUGGUAACACACCCCUCGACGAAUCACUCACUCAACAAAUCAAAUCAAUCAAUCCAUCCGUAUCAACCAUCACUUCUUUUAUCGAUCUUUUCAACCAUUAUACUUUUCAACAACAAUAA
Cavenderia fasciculata is the source of this 774-nucleotide messenger RNA. RefSeq names its product 2,3-diketo-5-methylthio-1-phosphopentane enolase. The transcript has a single exon. The record is from RefSeq and is a predicted model, not a curated record. Lineage: Eukaryota; Evosea; Eumycetozoa; Acytosteliales; Cavenderiaceae. Gene Ontology annotation, molecular function: acireductone synthase activity; magnesium ion binding. The coding region runs from base 1 to 774 and encodes 257 amino acids.